This is a messenger RNA of Rotaria sp. Silwood1, 1149 nucleotides long. The record is from the annotation of a GenBank genome assembly. NCBI's taxonomy places the organism in Eukaryota, Metazoa, Rotifera, Eurotatoria, Philodinida, Philodinidae.
ACAAAGAUGGGCGUUCAGAAAUUUUCGUUGCAUAUGAUGACAUCGACUAUGUAGAUGUGCUGGUUACAUACGACACCGGAUCUUUCAGUAAUCACCUUAAAUAUUCAACUGGAAAUUGGCCCAAAUCUGUAGCUCUUGGCGAUUUUAAUAAUGACAACAAGCUUGAUAUGGUCGUCGCUAAUAAAGCAGACAACACUGUUGGCUUACUUCGGGGAUAUGGGAAUGGUUCUUUCACUAAUCAAACGACAUACUCAACUGGUUCUUACCCAUUCUCUGUAGCUGUUGGCGAUUUUAACAACGACACCAAUCUGGAUAUCGUCGUCGCUAAUAGACGUGACAACUAUAUAAGUGUCCUUCUCGGAUAUGAUAAUGGCUCCUUUACAAAUCAAACGAAAUAUUCAACUGGAUCUGGCGAAUUAUCUGUAGCUAUUGGUGACCUUAACAACGACGCUCGACUGGAUAUCGUCGUCGCUAAUGAUGACAACACUGUAAGUGUUCUUCUAGGAUAUGGAAAUGGCUCUUUUGCAAAUCAAACUAAAUAUUCAACAGGUUAUAGACCAUGGCCUGUAACUGUUGGUGAUUUUAAUAACGAUACUCGAUUGGAUAUCGUCGUUGCUAAUUUUGGUGACAACACUGUAAGUGUUCUUCUUGGAUAUGGUAAUGGCUCCUUUGCAAAUCAAAUGACAUAUUCAACUGGUGCUGCGCCAGGAUCUGUAGCUGUUGGUGAUUUUAACAACGACACCCAUCUGGAUCUCGUCGUCACUAAUUAUGAUGACAACACUGUAAGUGUACUUAUCGGAUAUGGCAAUGGUUCUUUCACAAAUCAAACGAAAUAUUCAACUGGCUCUGGACCAAGUUCUGUAGCUAUUGAUGAUUUUAAUAAUGACAACCGACUGGAUAUCGUCGUCACUAAUUGGAAUGACAACACUAUGAGUGUCCUUCUUGGAUACGGCAAUGGUGUUUUUACAAAUCAAAUGAUCUAUUCAACUGGCACUAGUACUUCAUCUGUAGCUGUUGGCGAUUUUAAUAAUGACACCCGAUUGGAUAUCGUCGUCUCUAAUGAUAAUGGGCAAAGUGUCAGUGUAUAUCUGGGAUAUCCUAAUGAAGGUUUUCUUAAGCAAAUGAGACUCAUAACUGGGAAUGGAUCUC